Molecule: messenger RNA, 2777 nt
Organism: Grus americana (Whooping crane)
Lineage: Eukaryota; Metazoa; Chordata; Aves; Gruiformes; Gruidae
Product: E3 ubiquitin-protein ligase MARCHF7-like
Biological process (GO): protein autoubiquitination
Cellular component (GO): nucleus
Molecular function (GO): ubiquitin binding; ubiquitin conjugating enzyme binding; zinc ion binding
Source: RefSeq, a predicted model, not a curated record
GCCAUUGUGUUGCAGGGAGAGGCGGCAGGCUUGGCGUGGCAGCCUGUGGGCCCGGCCCCAACUCGGCCCCUGCGGUGGAUCCUCAGUUCCUGGAUGUCUGCGUCGUGAGGGUUGUGCCUUGAGAGAUACAAAGAAUGGAGUCCAAGCCUUCAAGAAUUCCUCGAAGGAUAUCUGUUCAGACCUCCAGCUCUUCACUAGGAUCUAGAACGUUGACUGGAAGCAGUUUAGCUGGUGCAUAUAGUGCAAGAGAAACUUCACGGAGAUUAGAAUCUGGAUACCAGGAAUCCAGUGUAUUGAAUAGUUCCAGUAGAGACUGGGGAAUUGGAGAAAGAGACACUCAUGAAACUCCUUGGAAGCUUACAACGUCCUCUCCAACUCGCUACUCAGGGACACUUGAUCAUCCACAUUCUGGAAGAUUUUUGGGAAGCAGAAACAGAUUGUCUACAUCUUCUUCCUCUCAUUUUACAUCUGGGUGUUAUGGUGAGUCUGAGAGAACUCAGGGAGCAUAUUCAAGACUGCAUAGCCAGCAGCGAGAUAGUGAUUCAAAGAGACCUAAGCUAUCGUGUACAUCUACCUCUUCUGUGAGAAGUAAUGGCUUGACUGCCUUUUCAGAUUCCUCUUGGAGGUACAGUAGGAUUCCUAGAUCUUCAUCAGUGAUGCUUGGCUCCCUUGGAACUGAGCUGGUGAGAGAGCGAAGAGAGUUAGAAAGAAGAACAGAUCUGUCCAUUAAUAACCUGGUGGAUCACAGCUACAGAAACAGUGACUUUUCGUCUUCAACAUAUCUUCAAGACAGGCCUGCCUCUUCGUAUGCAGAGGGAGCAAGACCAAAAGAGAACUCGUUAAGCACUUUGAGGCUGAAUGCAUCCAUGAACCGCCAGUUGCCUUCUGAUCAUCAGCCAUCUUUUUUCAACAGAGACUCUAACAUGAGCUCUUCAAGAUCCAGCUAUUCUUCAAGACAAAGGAGAAACGAAUUGGAAUCUCCCCAGAGGAGCGUGCAGCCAACAUUUUCUCUUACUGCCAUUAGAGAUGAAACUCCUUCCUCCAGUGGUUCUGAAAGGGUUUUAUCUUCUCAGAGGUCAUUGAAUGAGCCUGCAGCUGACAGUGAAGGGAGGCGCACAACCAGACAGCUGCUGUCUCGUUUAGCAUCUAGUAUGUCAUCUACAUUUUUUUCUCGAAGGUCUAGCCAAGACUCGUUGCAUACAAGAUCAUUAGGCUCUGAAGAGUCAACGGUGGUCCCAAGAGUCCAAGCUUCUACUCUGUCAAGCAGUAAUGGAGCUGCAACUCCAGAAGUUCCAGGACUUCAGACAUCUGAAGCUUCUCAGGGAUUUAGUUUUCUUAGACGAAGAUGGGGUUUAUCAGGAGUUUCACAAAAUCAGAAUUAUGAUUCAGAUGGGGAAAGUUACAGACCAGACUCUGAAAGUAGGAGCACAGGUUCCUGGUUAUCAUCAUCUUUGAGGAACAGAUGUACACCUCUCUUUUCCAGAAGAAGAAGAGAAGGAAGAGAUGAAUCCGCAAGGAUCUCUACCUCUGAUACAACUGCUAGAUCACAACACAUCUUCAGAAGAAGAGAGUCAGGUGAGGAGACCUCUCUUGAAGCAUCAGAUAGCCCUUCUCGGGCUUCUGUUAGCAGACCACCAACACCUGCAGUAUCUGGUAUUCCUACAGCUACUGCCUCCCCACCAGAUUCAGCCCACAGUAGGAGAAGUUCUGGAAUUCUGCCUGGUUCUCUCUUUCGCUUUGCAGUGCCUCCAACACUAGGAAGCAGUCUGUCUGACAAUCUUAUGAUAACUGUAGAUAUUAUUCCCUCUGGCUGGAAUCAGUCUGAUGGACAAGAAAUCGGCAAGUCUAAAGUAUCACCUUCAAGAGAUCGAAGACUCCAGAAAAUUAAAGAGAGCCUGCUUUUAGAAGAUUCUGAAGAUGAAGAGGGUGACUUAUGCAGAAUCUGUCAGAUGCCCUCUGCAAGUUCUGACAACCUUUUAAUAGAGCCAUGCAAAUGCACUGGAAGUCUGCAGUAUGUUCACCAGGAGUGCAUGAAAAAAUGGCUCCAGUCCAAGAUUAAUUCAGGUUCUUCUUUGGAAGCGGUAACAACUUGUGAACUGUGCAAGGAGAAGUUGCAUCUGAAUCUGGAAGACUUUGACAUUCAUGAACUCUAUAGGGCACAUGCAAAUGAACAAGCAGACUAUGAAUUUAUCAGCUCUGGUCUCUACCUUGUAGUAUUGUUACACUUAUGUGAGCAGCGCUUUUCUGAUAUGCUAGGAACUGCAAGUGAGGCCAGCACACGUGUCAGAUUUAUUAACCUUGCAAGAACUCUUCAGGCACAUAUGGAAGAUAUUGAAACUUCUGAGGAUGAUUCCGAAGACUGAUGCUGGUAGAACUUUCACACUGCAAGAGACAAAUGGAAUUGCUGCAGAAAUGCUGAACUGGCAAGAACAUCAUCAACGUGCAUUUGGUUUUUUUGCUCUCCUUAGUAAAAAGCGCAUUUAAUAUUACUGUAGUUUUUGAAGCAUCGUUGAAUUAAACAUCAGCUGCUGCACAGUGGAAUUCAGUGGACUUGAGAACUACUCAGCAUGUGCAAGGAUUAGAUACAUAUAAAGCAACUUCCCUUUUUAAAUGAUGAGGAUGAUGUGCUUUGUUUUGGAAGACAUGAGUUUUUGAGUAUUUAAGGAAGCUGUAUCUCCCUUUAUGUUUCCUUCUUACUAUAGUCAGACUUCUGGUUUUGCUAUCCAAUUUUGCUCCUCUACUGGCACUAAGUGGUUAUAGUGGGUUUCAGGGUGAGG